Messenger RNA from Ceratina calcarata, 1298 nucleotides. RefSeq names its product cilia- and flagella-associated protein 20. The coding region runs from base 259 to 1218 and encodes 319 amino acids. The transcript is spliced from 4 exons. The record is from RefSeq and is a predicted model, not a curated record. Lineage: Eukaryota; Metazoa; Arthropoda; Insecta; Hymenoptera; Apidae.
AACUUCUACGAUAUACAAUUCUGUAACGUGUGUGAUCGAAUAAAGUCCGCGUUUUUAUAUUAAAUAAGUAUUGAUUGAGGGUAUCUUUCAUUUCAUUGAAAAUGAAGACAAGUUUAACUCGACAGGUGAAACAAAGAAAUAGGAAGUGUUUAAAUGUGACGUUUCUUCGAAUUAACCAUACGGCGAUUACGCUAUGGUGAUUAAUUAGAUCCUGUACCUCGUUUUUAUUAUUCCUUUUACCUUGAUUAAGGACGAACUAUGUUCCGUAACAAAUAUCAGCACGGACUCAUGUCCGUUUUAUACAGCUGCGGCUCAUCUCCCUUGGAAUUGUGGGACAUGCACGUAAAAAAUGGUUACAUUCGAAGAGUCACAGACGACGAGGUAAAAUCGUUGGCUCUGGAACUGUCCGGGACCAACGUAACGACGACUUACAUCUUCUGUCCGCGUGGUCCCAGAAAAGCCCUCGGCAUCAAGCUUCCCUUUCUGAUCAUGAUUAUUAAGAACAUGAAGAAGUACUUCACGUUCGAGAUAACAAUACUCGACGACAAAGACAUGCACAGGAGGUUCAGAAUGAGCAAUUUUCAAAGCACCACUCGGGUUCGACCGUUCUGCACGUCGAUGCCGAUCGGCCUAUCCGGUGGUUGGAAUCAGAUCCAAUUUAAUUUGGCUGACUUUACCCGAAGAGCGUACGGGACAAACUACAUCGAGACCACGCGCAUUCAGAUCCACGCGAACUGCAGAAUCCGUCGCAUUUAUUUCGCAGACAGACUUUAUUCGGAAGACGAAUUACCGGAAGACUUUAAACUCUUCCUGCCGGUUCAUCGCAAGAAAUGCGUUCGAGAGGAGGAUGUGAAGAAGGUGGAGGAAGAGAAGAAAGAUCUGGAGGAAACUGAGACCGAGGAGCCUCCGCCUUUCGACGAAGGCGAGGAAGUCGACGAAGACGAGGGUGAAGAAGACGAGGAUGAAGGCGAAGAGGACGAAUUAAUCGAGGAUGAGGGCAUUCCUGUAGACGAAGAGGAGAAACUUGAGUUAAGAGAGGAGGAUGAAGAGGAAGAGGAAGAGGACGAGGGGGGACCAGCGGAAGUAGGUGAUUACGAAGCUGAAGACGAAGCGGACGAGGAGCCGACGGACAUUCCAACACCGGGAUACGCUACUGAAGAUGAAACCGAUGCGGAACCAGAUCAAGCUGAAGAGGAUGAAGAAUACGAAGUUCCGUAAAAAAAAAUGUCUGACUUCGUGUAAAUAGGAUGAAUAAAAUGUCUAUGGAAUGUGUCCAAAUAGAUCUUAGUUGUAAAUAA